AUGCUUGAGUUGAAAGACAAUGAUACAACCAAAAUACUUGGACUAGUAUGGAACCCAAGAGGUGAUCAACUUCUGUUUAAGGUGUCGCCACAUGCAAAGGGACAGUUAUUCACCAAACGCACAUUACUGGCAGACUUAAAUCGUGUUUUUGAUCUAUUGGGAUUUCUGGUACCAAUUCUGAUUAGUGGAAAAAUAUUUUUCAGCAAUUAUGGCAACUACAGCUUGAUUGGGACACUGUUCUUCCAGCUGACAUGUCUCAACGCUGGCAUAAUUACACAAAUUAACUUUGUCAGGUUGACCAGCUCAAGGUAG
Messenger RNA from Macrosiphum euphorbiae (potato aphid), 312 nucleotides. Lineage: Eukaryota; Metazoa; Arthropoda; Insecta; Hemiptera; Aphididae. The record is from the annotation of a GenBank genome assembly.